AUGGCAGAAAUUCAAAAGACAUCCGGCGGCAAUAACGCCUAUCACAACUUUGUACGUCUGCGUCAACCCCGGCUCCACAAUGAUUUUGCUCACAUCAAGGACGUCAAUGAGCGGCGGCGUCUUGCACUCGCCGAGGUCGACAAAGCUCCUUUCGGCUGGUACCAUGUUCGCGCUGUCGUCGUCGCCGGUGUCGGCUUCUUCACUGAUUCCUACGACAUCUUCACCGUCUCGCUCCUGACCCUCAUGCUUGGCGUCGUCUACUACCCCGGCGUUGGCUCGAUGCCCACCACAUCCGACACGGCCAUCAAGCUGGCUACGUCGGCCGGCACCGUCAUCGGCCAGCUCGGCUUCGGCGCCCUGGCCGAUAUCGUCGGCCGGAAGCGCAUGUACGGCCUCGAGCUGAUCAUGAUUAUUUUCGCUACUCUCGGCCAGGCCCUGACAUCUUCGUCUCCCUCCAUGGACAUUAUCGGUGUCAUCAUCUUCUGGCGUGUCUUGAUGGGCGUCGGCAUCGGUGGUGAUUACCCCUUAUCCAGUAUCAUCACGUCUGAGUUCGCCACGACGAAGUGGAGGGGUGCCAUGAUGGGCGCUGUCUUUGCUAUGCAGGGUCUUGGCCAACUCUGCGCCGCCUUCGUCAUGCUAUUCCUCACCCUUGGCUUCAAGUCGUCCUUGGAGCCCUCCACCAAGCUCGCCAACUGCACUGACGGCUGCGCCCAGGCCGUCGACAAGAUGUGGCGAGUGCUGAUCGGCUUCGGCGCCGUUCCGGGCUGCAUCGCCCUCUACUACCGUCUGACCAUCCCCGAGACACCUCGCUACACCUUCGAUGUCGAGCUGGAUGUCGAGAAGGCCGAAGGCGACGCCGAGGCCUACCUGAAGGGCAAACCGGGUGCCGCGCCCGAUGAGAUUGCCCGUGCUACUGCUAAGAAGCAGGCCCUUGAGCAAAUGAAGGGCCAAAACAAGGCCAGCUGGUCCGACUUCUUCGGCCAUUAUUCCAAGCUCAAGAACUUCAAGCUCUUGGCUGGUACUGCCCUGUCCUGGUGCUUCCUCGACAUCGCCUACUAUGGCGUCUCCUUGAACAACGCUACCAUCCUCGAAGCUAUCGGCUACUCCACCAAAGGUGCCCACAACACGUACGAGAUUCUCUACAACACGGCCGUCGGCAACCUGAUCAUCGUCCUCGCCGGUGCCGUGCCAGGCUAUUGGGUGACGGUCUUCACUGUCGACACCCUCGGCCGCAAGCCCAUCCAGUUCAUGGGCUUCACCAUCCUGACCAUCCUCUUCAUCGUCAUGGGCUUCGCCUACUUCCACAUCUCGGUCAACGGCCUGCUGGCCAUUUUCGUCCUGGCCCAGUUCUUCUUCAACUUUGGCCCCAACGCCACCACCUUUAUUGUGCCUGGCGAGUGUUUCCCGACCCGGUAUCGGUCCACCUCGCACGGCAUCUCGGCUGCCAUGGGCAAGAUCGGCUCCAUCAUCGGCCAGGGUGCCAUCGCGCCCCUGCGCACGCGCGGCGCAACGCCGGGCAACCCCAACCCAUGGAUGGACCACGUGCUCGAGAUCUAUGCGCUGUUCAUGUUGCUCGGUAUCGGUUCCACGGCCUUGAUCAAGGAGACGAAGCGCAAGACGCUCGAGGAGCUGGCCGGCGAUGAUGAGGACGUGCCUGUCAGUGAGGUGUCGCGGGCUCCUCGUGAGGUUGUUAAUGGGAGUCCGAGCGGGGUUGAUAUCGAGGCGAGAACGUAA
Molecule: messenger RNA, 1734 nt
Organism: Parathielavia appendiculata
Lineage: Eukaryota; Fungi; Ascomycota; Sordariomycetes; Sordariales; Chaetomiaceae
Product: phosphate permease
Exons: 4
Coding region: 1-1734 (577 amino acids)
Biological process (GO): phosphate ion transport; transmembrane transport
Cellular component (GO): membrane
Molecular function (GO): phosphate transmembrane transporter activity
Source: RefSeq, a predicted model, not a curated record